AUGGCGGCGAAGGAAACUCCCUUCAAGAGCUUCGGAAUCGCUUGGGAAGAACCUUCUAGAUCCAACAAUAUUUAUUAUUAUCUCAAUCCUAUCUUCAUCAAUUCUCGUGUCUUGGGUUGUUUUCCCUUCGAUUCCAAAAUGGCAACUUCAUAUGUGAGAAUAAUUGUAACCGCUCUCUUAAUGUGCAUUAUGGCAUCCACUGGAGCGAUCUACGCCUAUAGCUCGUUCGGCAUACCUUACUCUACCACGGCCAACGCGAUAGUCUACAUGAGCAUCGUAGUACUUGCCAUAUUCUCGACGCUGUUGGUCGUCUUCUUCACUAUUUUGCAACAGAAGACUUUGAUAACAGCUCUCGAUAGGAUUCGUGCCAUCGACGCGAAACUCUUGACGAUAGGAGUGAUUGUACAAGUACGAUAG
This is a messenger RNA of Nezara viridula (southern green stink bug), 417 nucleotides long. Lineage: Eukaryota; Metazoa; Arthropoda; Insecta; Hemiptera; Pentatomidae. The record is from the annotation of a GenBank genome assembly.